Messenger RNA from Malaclemys terrapin pileata, 4274 nucleotides. It is a transcript of the gene RDX, whose product is annotated as radixin. Bases 287 to 2053 code for a protein of 588 amino acids. Lineage: Eukaryota; Metazoa; Chordata; Testudines; Emydidae. Gene Ontology annotation, biological process: regulation of cell shape; positive regulation of early endosome to late endosome transport; regulation of organelle assembly. Gene Ontology annotation, cellular component: cytoskeleton; adherens junction; filopodium. The record is from RefSeq and is a predicted model, not a curated record. Gene Ontology annotation, molecular function: actin binding; cell adhesion molecule binding. The transcript has 14 exons.
AACGGCGGCAGCCGCCGCCAUAUUGAGUAGCUGUCAGCGGCGCUUUGCGCGUCUCUUGCCUCGACCCACCAGCGAACAGCCCAGGGCGGCCCCCAGCGCCUGCUGCCCGGCCGCGGAGGGGCCUGCGCGGGGGCCCGGCCACAGCCGACCACCGAGAGCGCAUCGGAGACCCGGCGGGGCCGAGUCCCCCAGCAGAGCCCCCCGCCGGGGAGCGGAGCCGCAGACGGGGACAAAAGAAUUUGCAGAAGAUUUUGACUUUACAAGAAAUUCAGAGAAGGAGAGAAAAAUGCCGAAGCCAAUCAACGUAAGGGUUACCACAAUGGAUGCAGAAUUGGAGUUUGCCAUCCAACCCAAUACAACUGGCAAACAGCUCUUUGACCAGGUGGUGAAAACAGUUGGUCUACGUGAAGUCUGGUUUUUUGGGCUGCAGUAUGUGGACAGCAAAGGCUAUUCAACUUGGUUGAAGCUGAAUAAAAAGGUAACACAGCAAGAUGUAAGGAAAGAAAAUCCUCUGCAGUUUAAGUUCAGGGCUAAGUUUUUUCCUGAGGAUGUAUCUGAGGAGUUAAUUCAGGAAAUAACUCAGAGACUGUUCUUCCUGCAAGUCAAAGAAGCCAUUUUAAAUGAUGAAAUCUAUUGUCCACCAGAAACUGCAGUUCUACUGGCUUCCUAUGCUGUCCAAGCCAAGUAUGGAGAUUACAAUAAGGAGAUUCAUAAACUAGGCUACUUGGCCAAUGACAGACUUCUCCCCCAGCGUGUUCUAGAACAGCACAAACUGACAAAAGAACAGUGGGAAGAAAGAAUACAGAACUGGCAUGAAGAACACAGAGGGAUGUUAAGGGAAGAUUCUAUGAUGGAAUACCUCAAGAUUGCACAAGAUCUGGAAAUGUAUGGAGUCAACUACUUUGAAAUAAAGAAUAAAAAGGGUACUGAAUUGUGGCUAGGUGUUGAUGCUUUGGGUCUGAAUAUUUAUGAGCACGAUGACAAGUUGACACCCAAGAUUGGUUUCCCUUGGAGUGAAAUCAGAAACAUCUCAUUUAAUGACAAAAAGUUUGUCAUAAAGCCAAUUGACAAAAAGGCCCCUGAUUUUGUUUUUUAUGCACCUCGUCUGAGAAUUAAUAAGCGGAUUUUGGCACUGUGCAUGGGAAAUCAUGAACUGUACAUGAGGAGGAGAAAGCCUGAUACAAUUGAAGUGCAACAGAUGAAGGCCCAGGCUAGAGAGGAGAAACAUCAGAAACAGUUGGAAAGAGCACAAUUAGAAAAUGAGAAGAAAAAAAGGGAAAUAGCGGAAAAGGAAAAGGAAAGAAUAGAGCGUGAAAAAGAAGAACUAAUGGAGCGCUUAAGACAAAUUGAAGAACAGACCAUGAAGGCCCAAAAAGAGCUGGAAGAACAGACAAGAAAAGCUCUAGAACUGGAUCAAGAACGAAAGAGAGCAAAAGAGGAAGCAGAGCGCCUGGAAAAAGACCGUCGAGCUGCAGAAGAGGCUAAAGCUGCUCUAGCCAAACAGGCUGCUGAUCAGAUGAAGAAUCAGGAGCAGCUAGCAGCAGAACUUGCUGAAUUCACUGCCAAGAUUGCACUUCUAGAGGAGGCCAAGAAGAAGAAGGAAGAGGAAGCCUCAGAAUGGCAGCACAAAGCUUUUGCAGCCCAAGAGGAUUUGGAAAAGACCAAAGAAGAACUGAAGACUGUAAUGUCUGCUCCACCACCACCACCACCUCCUCCUCCACCACCACCACCAGUUAUUCCUCCAACAGAGAAUGAGCAUGAUGAACAUGAUGAGAACAAUGCUGAAGCUAGUGCAGAACUGUCUUCUGAUGGUGUCAUGAACCACAGAAGUGAGGAAGAACGGGUAACAGAGACACAGAAAAAUGAACGUGUUAAGAAACAGCUCCAGACACUAAGUUCUGAGUUGGCCCAAGCCAGAGAUGAAACCAAGAAAACACAAAAUGAUGUCCUCCAUGCUGAGAACGUUAAAGCAGGUCGUGACAAGUACAAGACUCUUCGACAAAUCCGACAAGGCAAUACAAAGCAACGUAUUGAUGAGUUUGAAGCAAUGUGAGAGCUGUUACUUUCCAUAUAUGUUCUUCGUAAAGCUGAACCACCAACAGAGAAACAAGCAGGCCUUUGCAGAUUUGAAGAUUGCACCCCACUUUGCCAAAGCACUUAUACCAGUUUGACUGUGGUGGUAAAAAGACAAAUUUAGGGUGCAACCCAUUCAACAAUAAGGCAGUCUGUCAUCUUUGGCUUUUUGGGGAGGGAGAUUGGAAUGGGGGCAUAUGGUUUCCAUUGUCUUAGAUUUUAUUUUUCAUUUUCAUAGUUUGUGUCGCUUGUUCUCUUGAAGACUGGCGCUUACUAUCAUGGCUGUCAAGUGUAUGUGUUACCAAAACACUAAGUCAGAAAGGAUAUUAGAUCUGAACCUAAAACUGAUGGAUACUAUUUCAGUGUGAUGCAGUUUGAAAUUACAUUUUCCCAUGUUGCCACAUUUCCUUAGGAGUUUGAUAUUGCUGACUUUAUCAUUUUUUCACCAAGCUGAAUUCUUUGGGUGUUUCAUGUCCUGUCAUCAUUGAUGGUUUUCUUUGCCUACCUGUUCACAAAGGUCUAGAUGGCAGGUAGUAGGUUCCAGCAGAGAUUUUAAAAUGGAACACUACCUGUGGGCAGUAGUUGUCUGCGAUUGGCCUAAAUAAGUAUUGCUUUUUCACUUUAGAUGUGUAGAAAUGUUCUAAUAAAGCAAAGAAAAGAAAAACAAAAUACAAGAAGCUUGUAUCCUGUUUUUUUAAUGAUUAUUUUAAUUACAAUAAGAAAAACCUGGACCUUUCUGGCAAGGGAGCAUAUGAAAACAUCAGUCCCAGGGAGGGGACAGUAUCCUACCUCACUACUAUAUACAUGAUGACAGGUCCUUCAAACACCAUGUAAACUUGAGUGUGUAAAUUGACUUUCAUCUUAUGAUAAUACUAUAGAAAGAUAGGAAUCUUUACUCUUAAGAUUUUGUUUUACUUCAAGAUGGCUUUAUAGUGCUAAAUACUGCUUAACUGCCUUUUUGUUGAGUUAAAUUAUAAAAUGAUGUACAUUAAAACUGUAACCUGUCACUGGUAUACUAUCUUACAGGAGGGGUGUGGAAUGUGUUUGACUUAAUGUGUUUAUGGGUUUCUCUGUACCAAAUGAAAAUUCCCAUAAUUGGAAAAAAAAGAGGCUUGUAGCUUCAUUUCUCAGUGAUGCCAGUGUGUAAUUGUUAUUGUAUCUGAUGUCUGAUCAUUGUCACUCAGUUGUCUCAAACUCUGGAAAAGGAGAUUUAAAUGAGAUUUUUUUUUUAAUUUUAGAGGGUUAAAUAGUUCAUAGAAAGUGAGUCUUUCUUUUAAGAAAUUAUUUUACAACUAACGUGGACUGGAAUUAUUCUUCACUUUAUAGUACCCUGGUUAGUGUCUAGUUGGAAAAAGCCCUGCUUUCUCUGAGGAUGGUUCAGCAAUCUUCCAUUUGGUAUUAUGCACUCAUAAAUUUACACUUAUCUAUUAAAAUAUGCCAUUUUAUUAAACAUUUUUUCAGGCACAAUAGGUUCAAGUUAUUUAUGAACAGUUCAACUGAGCUUUUUUUGAUUUUGCUGAGUUAAAGACACUAUGUGGAAUGAUAUCAUGAAAAAGGUAUAAAGUUGAUUUAAUAUAUUUUGGGUUGUGGAGCUAAAAAUAGCUGGCUAACCUUGAGAAGACUGGUGUGCAAAUGUUGUGCACAUGCUUCAAAACACAGGUUGGUGGAAGUUUAUUGUUUCUACUUGCAGUGCUUUGAAAGAACAGUUUGUGUAUCUCAGGCUUCCUGCAUUGAAGCAUGAGCAUUUGAAUUUCCAAAGCGUUAGAACCAUCUGCCAUAGCAGGUGAAAUACUGUGCUUUCAAUGGGUUUUUAUGGUUUUUCCUGAAAUGUGUGCACUAACAUUACUACAUCAGUUUAUCAGUGUUGAUAAAUACCAGUUAAAUUUGCUGUUCAUAAAUCUACGAUAUAUAGAUAAAAUGGAUCUAAUCCAUUUAUAAAGCUGUGUGAAUUUUUCUAAAUAACCAGGAACAACGAUUUGAAAUGUGGAUUUUCACAAUGAACCAGAGUGGUUAUUACCAAUAGUUGGGAACACUUAUUGAUGCAGAGAUAUUAUGAAUGCAUUUAAUGAGUACUUGGUGAAGCAAAUUUCAACAUGCUUUCCCCUUAGCAUCAUGUUUUGUGUUGUACUAUUAAGCUACAAUUACAUCUAAUAUUUUGGAUAACAUUAAUUGGUUAACAAUAAAGAGAUACAGUUAAUUUC